Messenger RNA from Toxorhynchites rutilus septentrionalis, 3016 nucleotides. It is a transcript of the gene CRMP, whose product is annotated as dihydropyrimidinase. NCBI's taxonomy places the organism in Eukaryota, Metazoa, Arthropoda, Insecta, Diptera, Culicidae. Gene Ontology annotation, molecular function: dihydropyrimidinase activity. Gene Ontology annotation, cellular component: cytoplasm; cytosol. The record is from RefSeq and is a predicted model, not a curated record. Gene Ontology annotation, biological process: pyrimidine nucleobase catabolic process. The transcript is spliced from 8 exons. Bases 349 to 2142 code for a protein of 597 amino acids.
UUCAGUUCGUUGUUUUCCGGCGACGCGUGUGGAAGUGUUCUAAUCUGCAGUGGCUUUCGCUGAUUGUACUUUUUUUCUUUUCCGUUCACACUUUGGAAAAGGGUAGCGAAAAGAAAUAAAAGUGAACUCGCCUCCGAGUUAGCGGUGCAUAUUUUAUCGUCAAUCGUCAAUCGUGUCGGUGAAUUGUUUUGUUUCAAGGUGAAUUAAAGUGCUAAAUUGGAGUUCAAUAACCAAGUUUGAAGAAAUAAGAAAAAGAAAAACAAGCGAAAAGUUGUUGUGAAUAGUGUCGGAAGAAAGAAAAGUGAACUUCAUUGCGUAAAUUACGUUUGGUAGAAAAAGUGCAAAACAAUGGCUGCUCCUGCUCCAGUGAAAAAAGUACCAAUUCAUUUACAGAGUGCUCAAAAUCGCCUCUAUAUCAAACGGGGUCAUGUGGUUAACCACGAUGGAAUGCAGCAGGCGGAUAUCUAUAUUGAGGACGGAACGAUCAGAUACGUCGGCUCGGGUGCAGACUUUGUCGUUCCGGGAGGCUGCCGUACGAUAGAUGCAGCCGGAAUGCUGGUUAUGCCUGGCGGUAUCGAUCCGCACACACACUUUCAGCUCGAGUUUGGGGGCACCGUUGCGGUGGAUGAUUUUUAUCAGGGCACCAAAGCGGCCGUUGCCGGUGGCACAACGACAAUUAUGGAUUUUGUCAUUCCCAAGAAAGGGGAAUCGCUGCUUGAGGCGUACGACACGUGGCGAUGCCGGGCGGAUCCGAAGGUGGUUUGCGACUACGGUCUGCAUGUGGCCAUCACCUGGUGGUCAAAGUCGGUUCGGGACGAAAUGAAAAUCCUGUGCGAGGAACGUGGCGUUAAUUCGUUCAAAUGUUUUAUGGCAUACAAGGGACUCUUCCAGGUGACCGACAGUGAGCUGUACGAAAUCUUCGAGACGUGCAAGGAGCUGGGCGCGGUGGCUCAAGUUCACGCUGAGAACGGUGACGUUAUUGCUAAGAACGUGCAAAAGCUACUUUCAGCUGGCGUUACCGGCCCGGAAGGGCAUGAGCUAUCGCGCACCGAGGAGGUCGAAGCCGAGGCGGUGAACAGGGCUUGUGUGAUUGCCCACCAGACUAAGUGUCCCCUGUACGUAGUGCAUGUAAUGAGUAAAUCGGCCGGUAUCGAGCUCGCACGCGCUCGUCACCGUUACAACGGUGUGGGUAUAUUCGGCGAGACACUGGCCGCUGCCCUUGGCACCGAUGGCACACACUACGGCAACCAGUGCUGGCAUCAUGCCGCUGCCCAUGUACUUAGUCCACCACUCAGACCGGAUCCAACGACACCGGAAUUUAUGAUGAAACUACUUGCGCAAGACGAUCUACAAACAACCGGCAGCGAUAAUUGCACCUUCAACAAGAACCAAAAAGAACUAGGGCUGAAAGACUUCUCGAAGAUCCCGAACGGCGUGAAUGGUGUCGAGGACCGCAUGUCGGUCGUCUGGGAGAAGGGCGUCCAGACGGGAUUAAUCGAUCCGCAGCGGUUCGUUGCCAUCACAAGUACGAACGCGGCGAAAAUUUUCAACCUAUACCCUCGCAAGGGUCGCAUCGCCCCGGGCUCGGAUGCGGACGUACUGAUCUGGGACGCAAAGGCCGUGCGCACCAUUUCGGCCGCAACCCACCAUCAGGCGUGUGAUUUCAACAUUUUCGAGGGAAUGAAAUGCCACGGUGUGCCGGAGUACGUGAUCGUUCGCGGCAAGGUAUGCGUGGAGAAUGGAACCUUCCGGGUAGCCGAAGGACACGGCAUGUUCCUCGAAACCCCGGUCAAUCCGCCGUACGUGUACGAUGCGUUGAACGGAGUUAGCGAUCGGAAUGGUGAAUCCAAGGAGGAAGCCCGCAAUGGGCUGCAGAGUCUGAACUUGAACCAGAAGCAUGAUUCGUACAAAGCAGAUCUGUACGCUCUGCCGGAAAAAUACAUUCCCGGCCCAGCGCUAAGCGUGAUCUCGGGCGACUCACAGGUCAGCACUCCGCACAGUGCACGUGGUCAUCGACCUGACGGCACUAAGGAUAUGCAACAGUCGACAUUCUCGAUCAGUGAGGAAUUGGACCUAAGCGAGAACCGCUCGUGUAUCCGCGUCAAGAAUCCUCCAGGUGGUAAAUCCAUCGGUUUCUGGUAAAUACAACUCUUCCGGCUUUGAACAUCCACACUUCCAGAAAAUAUUAUUCAUCAUAAAUGGCAACCAAACUAAUCAUAAAAACAGCUAAAUAAAAGAUGACAGUAACUCUGUGAGCUCCUCGUACACACGCGAAUAGUAAACAAAAAAAAAACACAUAAAAGUGUGUGGCAUAAUCAAACCAAAUCGAACUGCAUGCAGAUAGGAUUGUAGUUAAACUCAACAAAAUAUAUCGACUUAUUGUUAACACUUAGUGAGCAGAAACCAAACACAGAUGAUAAUCCAAACCAAUUGAAUGUCACUUAAUGUACACUAAUAGUUUAUUUGCGUUGUAUUCAAUUAGCUUAUUUAUUACAUCCACAUUAGACACAUAAUAUGUUUACAACAAUAGUUGUCAAUAACAGAAACAGGCAGGCUGAACUGUGCAAUCAUUUAUUUGGUUUUCGUAACAUAAAAGUUAUAUAACAGAACUUUUUAGAGCUUUGAUGUUUCAAGAUUAUUUUCAAUCCUAUUAGCUAGAUUUUAAAACAACGCACAAAUGCUUUGUAAUGAGGGAAAUUCGAUUGAUUAUCGAUGCUACUUCAUGCCAAACAAGCUGCGGUAAGUGUACCUUUGUUAGGUGAAUACAGUUGCGAUUAGGUUUUUUUUCCCCCAGCUGAGAAGGUAAGGCGAAGGGCGGACAACGUUUUAUUGCUAAAGCUUAGUACAAUUGUAGAGAGGAGAAAAGUUUGAUUCAUCCAGCAUUAGGCCUUUGUGUGCAUUAUCAUGUUUUGUUUCCUUCAGUGGAAGAUAUGUUAAAUGGAAAAAAAUAACUUAAGUUAGCCAUAGUGUGAUCCUUGUAGUUGUGAGAAUGGAAAUAAAUCAGAAUGAAAUCUUA